UUCUGUCGUCGCCUUCCUCGAGGUCGAUUUAACCUCUUCCAGUUGAUCGCUGCUAAAACGGUAACUACUUCGCUUCAUGCCUUCCGUUUCUCGCCGCUCCGCCUCCGAUCCGUAGCGCCGGAUCUGGGAUCUCGAUCUUUUCCGCCCCCUCCACCGCCGCCGCAGCCGCCACCGCCGCCGCCGCCAUGGAUCUCGGCUCCGCCCCCCGCACUGUCGAGGACAUCUUCAAGGACUACAGCGGCCGCCGCGCCGGUAUCGUCCGAGCUCUGACCCACGAUGUCGACGAGUUCUACGCCCAAUGCGAUCCUGAUAGGGAGAAUUUGUGCCUGUACGGGCAUUCCAACGACUCGUGGGAGGUGAACCUCCCGGCGGAAGAGGUCCCUCCGGAGCUUCCGGAGCCGGCUCUCGGCAUCAACUUCGCUAGGGACGGGAUGGAGCGUAGGGACUGGCUCUCGCUCAUCGCCCUGCACAGCGAUUCCUGGCUCUUGUCUGUUGCCUUCUAUCUUGGGGCGCGCCUCAACCGGAACGAUAGGAAACGCUUGUUCAGCAUGAUCAAUGAACAUCCGACUGUCUUCGAAGUGGUGUCCGACAGGCGGCAAUCAAGAGAAAAGUCUGGUAUUGACAGUGGUAGUAAAUCUAAACUCUCAAAGAGAUCGAGUGAUGGACCGAUAAAAAGCAACUCAAAGAUAGCUAAUGAGGGCAGCUACGAUGAAGAUGAUGAUGAACACAGCGAAACCCUUUGUGGUGCAUGUGGUGGAAGUUACAGUGCAGACGAGUUUUGGAUUGCAUGCGAUGUAUGUGAAAGGUGGUUUCAUGGCAAGUGUGUGAAGGUAACUCCUGCCAAAGCCGAGAGCAUAAAGCAAUACAAGUGCCCCCGUUGCAGUUCAAAGAAAGCAAGGCAGUGACAACUCGGAACCUUGCUCCUUGUGGAUUAUAGUUAGUCUUUCUUGCUAAUACUGAAUGGUACCAUGUUUGAUAAGUUACAUACUCACCAUCUGUAAUUUUAUAUAAGCUUUUGGCAACAUUCACAAAAUUUGGACAUUUUGUUUCUCGCUUUCUUGUUCUAAUUUCUUGUCUUCCUAGCUAAAA
Molecule: messenger RNA, 1089 nt
Organism: Zingiber officinale
Lineage: Eukaryota; Viridiplantae; Streptophyta; Magnoliopsida; Zingiberales; Zingiberaceae
Product: PHD finger protein ALFIN-LIKE 1-like
Exons: 5
Coding region: 186-905 (239 amino acids)
Biological process (GO): regulation of DNA-templated transcription
Cellular component (GO): nucleus
Molecular function (GO): transcription cis-regulatory region binding; histone binding; transcription coregulator activity
Source: RefSeq, a predicted model, not a curated record